AUGUUGAGGUCUCUCGGGCUCGUCGGCAGCAUUGCUGCUAUCCUCCCGGGCGCAUUGGCUUGUGGCCACGAUGAUUGCUACGGACCGAUUGACAAGGUCGAGCACGUUCGUCACGUCAAGCGCAUGCAGCCCGGCGCGCCUAAUGCCACAUACGGACCAAAAGCACCCCUUGAAUGGGGCCAGGUCAAUUUCCUCCAUACCACAGAUACCCACGGCUGGCUCCAAGGCCAUUUGAAGGAGCAAAACUACGGCGCCGACUGGGGCGACUUUGUCACUUUUGGCCGUCGCAUGAAGCAGACUGCCGGAAAUCUGGGAGUCGACCUGCUUCUCGUUGACACUGGUGACCUGCAUGAUGGCACUGGUCUUUCGGAUGCUACGAAAGAGGAUGGCACCAAGUCGAUGCCCAUCUUCAACGAAAUCGAGUAUGACUUGUUGACAAUCGGCAAUCACGAGCUCUACGUCAGCGAGGUCGCAUACCAAAUGUUCAAUGACUACUCCAAGAAAUGGGGAGACCGAUAUGUCACGUCCAACGUCAAAGUUCUCAACCAUAAGACCGGCGAAUAUGAAUAUGUGGGCGCCACCCAUCGUUACUUCACUACUCCCAACGGAUUGCGUGUCAUGGCUUUCGGUGUUCUUUUUGACUUUACUGGAAACUCCAACGCCUCACAAGUCAUCAAAGCCAAUGACAUGGUAAAGGAAAGCUGGUUCACUGAGGCCCUUACUAGCAAGAAGCCGGUCGACUUAUUCAUCCUCUUUGGCCACAAUCCCGUUCGCGCCACGGACAAGUACAGCACGUUCAAGGUCGUAUUCGACGCCAUCCGCGCUUCUCAUCCCAAGACGCCCGUCCAGCUACUCGGUGGACACACCCAUAUCCGAGACUUUGCCGUCUAUGAUGACAACGCCGUGGGCAUUGAGUCUGGCCGGUACUGCGAGACGCUGGGCUGGAUGUCCGUCUCUGGAUUCGACAAAUCCAACAGCGGAUUUCACGGAGUCGGGAACCCUCAUGGUGUGCCCAACCCUUCUCGACCUGCCAGGGAGGGUGCCAAGUCACCGUUUGUCUAUUCCAGACGGUACUUGGACUGGAAUCGAAAAACAUUCCUCUACCACUCCAAGCAAACUGAGAAGACGUACGACUAUCAUUCCGGCCUGCGAGUUACCGGCGACAUCACCAGGGAUCGUGAGGAGCUCAAGCUUGGCCAGGUGUACGGAUGUGCUCCGCAGGACUAUUGCAUCGACUGCGCGCCCUUCACUGAUGACAAGAAGAACAUCUUCCCCGGUGUCAUUUACCCUGCCGUCUCGGCCAUCGUCUUGAACGAGACCCGCAAGGACAAGUCUCGUAUUAUUCUGGGCAACACUGGCGCUAUCAGGUUCGACCUGCACAAGGGACCCUUCACGUAUGAUGACAACUUCAUUGUGUCGCCGUUUAGGGAUGUAUUUUUUUACAUUGCGGAUGUUCCUUUUGACAAGGCAUCCAAGGUUAUCGGCCGGCUCAACAAUGGCGUAGUCGACAAGCGUUUUGCCUCCACGCGCAUCCCAAGCGAUGAGUGCACCAACCCAACGCUCGGCUACAUGAGCCGUCGCGAUAUGCGCGAAUCUCGAGGGAUUGUUCGCCGCCAAGACGCCGUUGUUCCCGGCUAUACCACCGAGGAUGACUGGGGCACCGACGGCGAUGACACCGAGCACUCCGAUAUUCCUAGCUUCAGCAUCCCGGGGUAUUGGGAGGCGCGGGCGUCAUUCCCCAAGGACGGCAGCAACCCUGACAAAGUUGAUCUCAUCUUCUUCGACUUUAUUCAGAGCCAUGUGCUUGCAGACCUUGGUGCGGGUUUUACUGCUGACAUGGUCCAUUGCUAUAUCAACUGUACUUUUACGUCUCAGGAUUUCAUGUUGCCGUAUGCCAAGCUUGCGUGGCGGGAGAAUGUGGCUAACUGCCAUAUCUGA
Metarhizium acridum CQMa 102 is the source of this 1938-nucleotide messenger RNA. RefSeq lists its product as uncharacterized. Gene Ontology annotation, molecular function: hydrolase activity. NCBI's taxonomy places the organism in Eukaryota, Fungi, Ascomycota, Sordariomycetes, Hypocreales, Clavicipitaceae. The record is from RefSeq and is a predicted model, not a curated record. Gene Ontology annotation, cellular component: cytosol. Gene Ontology annotation, biological process: nucleotide catabolic process.